UCGUCGUUGGACCUGUCAGCCCUUCAAAUUAAAACGCCUACGAGUUGUGCCGCCUCAUCCAUUCUCACCUGUACCUUCAAUCCCUUUCUCCCCGGACGAUGACCAUGGCCAGCACCACCUCUCCUCUCCUCGUCCUGCUCUCUGCCAUGGCGGUGGUGGCGCUCGUCGCAGCACCAGUCUCGUCGGCGGACCUGCCAUCCACCUUCGCGGACAUCGCGUCCAAGAUCCCCAACCCGUGGUCGGCCUUCAGGAACCUCACCGGCUGCCACUUCGGCGAGGAGCAGCAGGGCGUCGCCAAGCUCAAGGACUACCUCGCCCACUUCGGCUACCUCCCGGAGUCUUCCGGGUUCACCGACAUCUUCGACGCCGACCUGGAGGAGGCCAUCAAGGUGUACCAGCGCAACUUCGGCCUCAACAUCACCGGCGUGAUGGACGCGACCACGGUGGCCCAGAUGAUGGCGCCGCGGUGCGGCGUCGCCGACGUCAUCAACGGCACCUCCACCAUGGGCGCCUCGUCCCACGCCCACGGCCGGAACCUCUACUCCUACUUCCCGGGUUCCCCGUCGUGGCCGCGCUCCAAGAAGAGACUCACGUACGCCAUUACCGACACCGCCGCGACGACCAUCGACCGGGCGACGCUGAGCCGGGUGUUCGCGCGGGCCUUCGCGCGGUGGUCGGCGGCGACGACGCUCAACUUCACGGAGACCGCGUCGGCGCGGGACGCCGACAUCACCAUCGGGUUCCACGCGGGGGACCACGGCGACGGCGAGGCGUUCGACGGGCCGCUCGGCACGCUGGCGCACGCCUUCGCGCCGACGGACGGGCGGUUCCACCUGGACGCCGCCGAGGCGUGGGUGGCCGCCGGCGACGUGUCGCGGGCGUCCUCGGACGUGGCCUAUGACCUCGAGUCCGUGGCCGUGCACGAGAUCGGGCACCUCCUCGGGCUCGGCCACUCGUCGGAGCCCGGCGCCAUCAUGUACCCGAGCAUCACCCCGCGCACCAGGAAGGUGGACCUGGCAUCGGACGACGUCGUGGGAAUCCAGAGCCUGUACGGGAAUAAAUAGAGCAUUCUAAGUUCUCUUGCCACCAACACCAAGCAAUAUAUUUUACAGGAAAUUAAGCUGCAACUGCAAGCGAACAAUCAUCUUAUCAUGGCUGUAAUUUGUUAGUACCUUUCCAUUAAGAGUAAGUUUUGCACAAGUAGGGUUUUCAGGAUCAAUCUUCCCACAUGUCCCGAGAGGGAAUUCGCUCAGGGUGAAGGAGGUCCUUUCGUCCGCCAGUGCAUCUCGUGCAGUAGGAUCCAAAGUUGUCAGGUAGAAGUAUGGGAUUCCAUGGCCCUCACCAGGUAACCCAUCACUAUACGAAACUACAUUGGUGUACAUUCAAGAAGGCAAGAAUAAAGUUAACCAACCAGAAGAGAGUAUAUAUGUUGCCAGUUUGCAGUACUGAGACAAGAAGGAAUACCCAAAUGGAGCCCCGUUCAAAUCACUUGAUAUUGUGCUGCAAGAUGUGAUCAGGUAUUAGUGAAUAACCAACCAAAUAGAUUAUUGAUCUACAAUUAUCUCUGAGCAACAAACAGAAUAGAGCAAAUCUAUUAAAUUACA
Messenger RNA from Setaria italica (foxtail millet), 1604 nucleotides. RefSeq names its product metalloendoproteinase 2-MMP. Gene Ontology annotation, cellular component: extracellular matrix. Gene Ontology annotation, molecular function: metalloendopeptidase activity; zinc ion binding. Gene Ontology annotation, biological process: proteolysis; extracellular matrix organization; collagen catabolic process. The record is from RefSeq and is a predicted model, not a curated record. The coding region runs from base 99 to 1064 and encodes 321 amino acids. Lineage: Eukaryota; Viridiplantae; Streptophyta; Magnoliopsida; Poales; Poaceae. The transcript has a single exon.